Messenger RNA from Diversispora eburnea, 2637 nucleotides. NCBI's taxonomy places the organism in Eukaryota, Fungi, Glomeromycota, Glomeromycetes, Diversisporales, Diversisporaceae. The record is from the annotation of a GenBank genome assembly.
AUGUUGGGAAAUCUAGCAGUGAAAGCGUCAGCGCGUACUUUUAUAAAGAUAAGAACGAAGAAAAUAUAUCACUUCAAGUUUCGUACACGUGUAUCAAACAUUCGACAGUUCAAUAGUACUACCAUAAGAUCCUUCGCAAACACGCCAAACGAUUUGCCUAAUAGUAACAGUUCUCCACUGAAACCUGUAAAAGAUAAUAAUAAUAAGUUUCCUUCCAAUUCAAGUACAGCUAAAGAUGCACAACCUUCCUCACCUUCACAAGAAGAGAUUGAAAACGAACAGAUUUCAGAAGAAAAUCAACAAUCUUCUGAUACGGAACAUGUUGCAGAAUAUAUCUUGAGGUCUCCAAGGCGAAAGCGUGCAGCGUCUCGUUCCCGUACUCGUGCAACAAAACCUACUAACCCCUAUAAACCCGUAAUCCCUCAAAUGUUUUUGAGAGAAAAUUAUUUGUCAUAUAAAGAAAAUACCAAUUCUUUUGCAUCAUUGACUUAUCCAUUGGAGGAUGGAAUACGUGAUGAAAUUUUAUAUAGUGCACGUGCAAAUUUAUUACCUAUUCCAAAAUCAGAUGGAGCGCCUCCACGACGUGGUCAUCUAUUAUUAAAUUGUCCGAUUGAAGGCGCAUCACAUUAUUUGGAUUCCGUAGUAAAAAGUGUUGCUACAUCUUUACGUGCUGAUUUACUAACUUUUGAUCGUCAGGAUUUAAUGGAACUUACGGCAAGCAUGUUUUCACGAAAGGGUUUCGAUUCAUCAUCUACAAUUUCCCGUAAUUCUGGUUAUGAAAAUAAAAAUUUAGUUGACAAUUUUCAAUACAAUUCAUCUCAAGCAAACGGAUCAAUACGUACGGAGAUGAAAGUCGUACUUGAAAAAAUCGAUCGAUUCUUUGAAGCUUUAGUUUCGACUUCUCCUCACAUUACACCUUCCGGUUCAACCCCACCAAAGAUCAUUUAUUUUCGAGAUGUAGGUGAUUUGGUUCCAACUACAUUUGGAACUGCAUUAAUCAAUGGUCUUGUUGACGCUGUGCAAAAUCAGCGAUACCUAGGGGAUCAAAUAAUGAUAAUCGCUGGUUAUUCUCCAUCAUUAUUUGCUAUGGAAAAGAAGUCGCCCCCUAACAACAGUGUCCCAUCGCAUGAACUUCAAUGGGUUAGCGUUGAAAUAUUUCCUAAUCCAGCAAUGCUCGCAGCAUUCACACAUAUUGCAAUCCCUCCUCCAUCAUCGCCUAAAUUAACACAACUAUUACAAACCAUGAUUUCAGAGGAUAAAAAUAUUUCCAUAAGACACAUUAAUGUACGUACUUUAAAAGCGGUCUGUGCAAGCAAAGGAGCAUAUUUUAAGAUUAAUAAUAUAAGAGAACUUGGGAAACUUUUAAUGUCAUUGGAAGGGUUGGAUAAUGAAGUUUGGGGAUUUGAACGUAUUCAUAGACUUGUUAUUAACGCGAUUGGUAUAUCUAUUGAAAAUCAAGAGAUUUCAUCUUUAAAUGGACCUAUAUAUUUGGACGUAGAACAUUUUAUCCAAGCAGCACAAACUUUGAAAAUUAAUCAAAAACUACGGAAAGAUUUUGUUGAGUCAGCUACGACUAGUAAUGAACCGGGAAGUAAAGGACCCGAAAAAUUGGUUAGCAUUGUGGGUCUUGGAGAUGGUAAAGUAAGUUUGCCAAAUCGUAAAAAUUUGAAAAAGGAAGAUCUUGAUAAGUAUGAGAAAAAAUUAUUGGGGUGUGUGGUAGAUCCAGAAAAUAUACAUAUAGGAUUCACUGAUAUACAUGUGGCUCAAUCAACUGUUCAGACUCUUCAAACAUUAAUCACUUUACCUUUAAUGCGACCACAAUCAUUUUCUUAUGGUGUUUUACGUAAACAUUUCAUCUCUGGGGUGUUAUUGUUUGGUCCACCAGGAACUGGUAAAACUAUGUUGGCGAAGGCAGUGGCAAAAGAAAGCGGUAGCACAGUGAUUGAGAUCAAAUCCAGUGAUGUGUACGAUAUGUAUGUUGGUGAAGAUGAACUUGAUGCAAUCUUUGGUUCCAGACGUUCAGAUAUACAUAAUGGAGCACAUCGAGAGAUCAUCAAUCAAUUUAUGGCCGAAUGGGAUGGAUUAACAUCUAAAAAUGAAGGAGUAUUGAUUAUGGGGGCGACUAACCGUCCAUUUGACUUAGAUGAUGCAAUUUUAAGGAGAAUGCCAAGACGAAUAUUAGUUGAUUUGCCCAAUGAAAAGGAUCGAGAACAAAUUCUUCACUUACAUCUUCGUGAUGAAAAGCUUGAACCGGUAAUAAAUUUAUCAGAAGUAGCCAAAAUAACUAAACUUUAUUCUGGAUCAGAUUUGAAGAACUUAUGUAUAAGUGCCGCACUCGCAGCAGUUAGAGAAGAUGCAGAAAAAGAGACAACAAAUGAUGGUGGGAAAAGUACGAUUGUUAAAGGAAUUGUGAAAAAUAAUGUUGAUAAACCUCCAUUAGUUAGAGUUUUGAAAAAACAUCAUUUUGAACUAGCACUCAAACAGGUGACACCAUCUUGCUCUGAAGAUAUGACAAGUUUGACAGAAUUAAGGAAAUGGGAUGGAUUGUAUGGAGAUGGAGCGUGGACUAGAAAAAAGCGUGUAAAAGGAAUAGGAUUUGAUGGUGAUACUGGUGAUACCCCAGUGUUAACAUUUUAA